Molecule: messenger RNA, 1454 nt
Organism: Orussus abietinus
Lineage: Eukaryota; Metazoa; Arthropoda; Insecta; Hymenoptera; Orussidae
Exons: 7
Coding region: 260-1387 (375 amino acids)
Source: RefSeq, a predicted model, not a curated record
UCUACGAUAUUGUCCAGAUUUUAAAGUCGAGGGUUUUUAAACGGUUACUCCGAUAUUCAUAUAACUGCUAUGUACUUAGUAUGUGUACUGUUUGAAUCCCAAAUAAUAUAGAAAAUAUUAAUUGUAAUAUUUACCUCUAUGCCUUCAACGUUAGAAACACAAAUUAUUGAUAAUAUAAUACAGUAAUCGUUUAUUUAAGUAAUUUUUGAAAUUUAUUAAAUAAUCCCACCAGUUGGAAUUACUCUUACAUGAGAAGGUGAUGUUCCUUUUCAAAUCAGCGGUGGUUGAAGUGUUUUUCCUUCUGUAUUUUUUAUUUUGUGUAUUCGCUUAUGAAGGCGACACAGUUUUAAAAGACUCGGGUGAAAAAAUGUACAAUGUUAUAAAAGUUAAAACGGCAGUAUCACAGCAUGGAGCGUGUUGGCAUGGUGCUUUACGGAAGAUGAAAGGUAGUUGUAAAAAUUUGAAUGAUCGUGAACAUUCCAUUUUGGCUCUUAUGUUAGCCAACUGCUUCCUAGAGGAUUCGGGUCAUAUCACAUAUGAUUGUUAUAUGAAACAAACAGAAGAUGAAAGACGUGAAUGUAUUAGCAGUAUGACAGACAGAGCGUUUACUGUAUAUAAUGAAUUUUAUACACAUGCAACAAACAUUUGUUUCUUCUUGAAUCAUGAGCUGUGGCGUGCUGAAACUGAAAAUACUAUAAAACAGUUAUAUCAAGCUACAUCUGUCAUGAAAGAACAAUUAAUUGAGGCUUCCCAAAUACAAAAUUCAAUGUUAGAAAGUCAAAAGGAAGGACUACGACUUCAAAAUGAACUUUUGGAUCAUGGGAAAGAACUUGGAAGUGUUAUAAAAGAUUCAUCACAAACAGUCAGUGACAUGGUUGUUGAUUUUAAAGAAUCAACUAAAGGUCAGAAAGAAUUACUUUAUCAAAUUUUUUCUUAUCUGCGUACAUUCCAAACUUGGGUUAUCGAUGAAGUUUCAUGGUUCCAGUCCAUUAUUUAUUAUACAGUUAGCUGCAUAUUGUGUGCAUUAUUCAGUUCUUCUAAAAAGACAGCAGAUGCUAGAUUUUUACUAUUCACAAUAUUGAGUUUAAAUGUUGUAAUAGAAAGGAUGUUAGUUCAGUAUUACAAUAAUUUGAAGACUACUGUAAUUGAUAACGAGUUUCAGUUGACUGAAAUUACAUGGAUGUUUCGCAAAGGUGCACUCUGUCUUUGUUUUGUAAUGUUACUGUAUACCUACUGUUUUUACAAAGAUGAACAAAUAGAAAAUUGCAAGACGUUGCAUCGUAUAGAAUGCCAACUAAAUUCUUUAUACGAAGUCAGUCAUCAACCUAUUCGUUAUUCUAAGAGAUUGGCACUUAAGCGAUUGAAAACUAUACAGCAAGAUCUCUAGUAUUUACAUUUAUAUAAAAUGAAAUUAAUACAUAAUCAGUAUCUGCAAAAAUCAAAUAAACAUGCUC